Molecule: messenger RNA, 1416 nt
Organism: Saprolegnia parasitica CBS 223.65
Lineage: Eukaryota; Oomycota; Saprolegniomycetes; Saprolegniales; Saprolegniaceae
Product: CAMKK protein kinase
Exons: 6
Coding region: 1-1416 (471 amino acids)
Biological process (GO): peptidyl-serine phosphorylation; autophagy
Cellular component (GO): cytoplasm
Molecular function (GO): protein serine/threonine kinase activity; ATP binding
Source: RefSeq, a predicted model, not a curated record
AUGAGCAGCAGCGCCAAGCCCGACAAGUCGAUCAAGGGCUUCUUCGGCGGACUAUUUAAGCGCAAGGAGUCGUCCGUGACCGCGCCGCCGCCGCCCAUGCCAGUGGUGGCCGCGCCCAAGCCGGUCGCCGCGCCGGCAAACGUCUCGCGCUCGGCGUCGUCGGGCGCCUGCUUGUCGCCACAAGACGAUGACGACAACGACGACGGCAGCCCGUGCCCAAGCAACGUGCUUGCGGAAUUCGAGUUUGUCAAGGAGCUCGGGAAGGGUGCGACGGCGGUCGUCAAGCUCUGUCGGCGCAAGGUCCAUGACAACCAGAAGGACGACCUCGUGGCCAUGAAGGAGUUUAAAACGUCGUUGCUGAAGAAGAUGAAGGAAUUCAAGCGCGAAGGCCGGCGCAUGAUUGUCUCGACGGCGUUCGACAAGGUGCAAAUCGAGAUUGCCAUCAUGAAGAAGCUGUCGCAUGCCAACCUGGUUUCGCUCGAAGCGGUCCUCGAUGAUGGCGACGAGCAGCUCGUGCUCGUCCUCGAGUACGCCCCGCAUGGGCAGAUCAUGGUCUGGGACGCCGCCCAGCUCUCGUACGUGCCGUCGAUCGACGCGCGGAGCUUUAGUGCGCCGGCGCCGACGACGCCAAUCGUGCAGCUGGCCAAGAACGGUCUUCCACUGCACGUCGCCCGCAAGUGCUUUCGCGAGCUCCUCAUCGGCCUCGAGUACCUCCACACCAACGACAUUUGCCAUCGAGAUCUUAAGCCCGAAAACAUCCUUGUCGGCAACCAAGGCACGGUCAAGAUUGCGGAUUUUGGCGUCGCCCACUUUUUCGAUGACACGGCGCCGGCCGCGCAGCCCGUGGCGCACGGCUACUUGACCAACUCGGCGGGGACGUAUGCUUACAUGGCCCCCGAGUCCAUGGCGUCGGAGCCGUACAGCGCCUUUGUGGCCGAUAUCUGGGCCCUUGGAAUUACGCUCUACGCAAUGCUCUUUGGCACGCUUCCGUAUUUUUCGACCGAAGUCACGGAACUCUUUGAUAUGAUUCAAAACAACCCGAUCGCACUCCCGACGGCCGUGCAAGCGCACCCCGAGCUAAGUUCGCUCCUCCUCGGUCUUCUCGAGAAGAACCCGGCGAAGCGCCUCACGAUCCAAGAAAUGAAGCGACACCCGUGGGUCAACCGCGGCUACGAGAGCCAGCGCGAGGACUUUCAGUGCCGCCAGAUUGAGACCGUCGAAGUGUCGGCUGACGACAUUCAGAACGCGUUCACGCGCAUUCCAUCCAUGGCCGCACUCACACGCAUGAAGAUCUCGUCCAACAAGUGGGCCAACAACGCGCGCAAAGCUGUGAAGGAAAAGGAGCUCCUCAAGCAAGCGUCGUCGGCAAGCUCCAACGCCGGCGACACCAAGCCCGACGCGACGAAGACGGCCUAA